UCCAAUUGCAUCGCCUCCACUACUCAAAUUUCAGCUUCUCUUACUUCAAACUAUGGGUGCCUCUUUUACAACUCAUCAUGUGCUUUUCUUAGUAUGGUUCUUUCCCGCUACCUUCAGUUUAAGCUUCUUCUUCUUCAAAGCAGAGUCAAUCUCAAAUGUCUCUUGCAAUGAAAAAGACAAGCAAGCCCUUCUAACUCUCAAACGUGGUCUCACUGAUCAUGAACACGUCCUCUCAUCCUGGUCUGACCAUAAAGAUUGUUGUAUAUGGGACGGAGUUUCCUGUGACAAUAAAACUGGCCGAGUCACUGAGCUCCACCUCAAUUAUUCGAGGUUAGGCGGAGAGAUUAGUGGUUCGUUGCUCCAAUUAGAACAUUUGAACUACUUGGAUUUGAGUAACAAUGACUUUAAUUGUACUCCUAUCCCAACUUUCCUUGGUUCAAUGUACAGUCUCACAGAUCUUGACCUCUUAGGCGCUAACUUUUGUGGACUCAUUCCUCAUCAGCUUGGGAACCUUUCAAGGCUUCGCUAUCUGUCUCUUGGUUCUAAUUCUGACCUCUAUGUAGAUAACCUUCGUUGGAUGUCUGGUCUCUCUGCCCUUCAAUACCUUGACCUGCACUCAGCUGACCUUCACAAAGAAGUUGAUUGGCUUCAAAUAAUGAGUAAGUUCCCAUCUCUUUCAAAGCUAAACUUGCAAAAUUGUCAACUUGAUAGCCUGAAUCCAUCUCUUGGAUUUGUCAAUUUCACGUCUCUUCGAGUCCUUUCUCUUUCUGAUAAUCAUUUCAAUCAUGAGAUACCUAAUUGGUUCUCUAAUCUCAGUACAAGCCUCUUAAGGCUUAGCCUGUACGGCAGUUCUUUGAAAGGCAAUAUACCGCCUAGCAUAUUCAAUUUAGAGAAAUUAGAAUAUCUCGAUCUUAGUGAUAAUUCUUUGAGCGGAAAAAUCCCAGAUUCGCUAGGGCAGCUUAAGCAUCUAAUAUAUCUCGAUCUUAGAAUCAAUCCUUUAAGUGGUCCUAUUCCUUCAUCUGUUGGGAAUUUAUCUCAAAUGCAAGUCUUACUCCUUGGUUUAAAUAAAUUAAAUGGCACCGUUCCAAAGAGUCUUGGACUUCUCUCAAAUCUAUUUGCGGUGUCUAUUUCAUUUAGUUUCUUCACAGGCAGUCUAGAUGAAGCACAUUUCUCCAAAUUAGGGAAAUUAAAACAACUAGAUAUCUCUUAUACACCUUUGUUCUUUAAUGUGAAUUCCAAUUGGGUUCCACCUUUUCAACUUGAAUAUGUUGACAUGAGCUCCUGUAAGAUAGGUCCUAACUUUCCUACGUGGCUACAUACACAAAGAUCCCUUUGGCUUUUAUUGUUGCCCUUGUCAGGAGUUUCGGGUAAAGCUCCAAGCUGGUUUUGGGAUUGGAUUUCAAACAUUCAUACGGUUGAUCUCUCUAAUAACCACAUAGAAGGGGAUGUACCGGACAUUUUGUUGAAUUCUACUAUUUUGAAACUAAGAUCUAAUCACUUUAAGGGGCGGUUGCCAAGAUUGUCUGCAAAUGUUGAAGUGCUCAAUCUAGCUGACAAUUCAUUUUUUGGACCUAUUUCCACUUUCUUGUGCCAAAAGAUGAAUAAAAAAAAUAAAGUGAAGGUUUUAGAUGUAUCAAACAAUUUCUUACUUGGAGAACUCUCUAACUGUUGGAGGUAUUGGCAAUCUUUGAUCCAUUUAAACUUGGGGGGCAAUAAUCUAUCAGGUAGAAUUCCUUAUUCUCUGGGGUCUUUAGUUGAACUCAAAUCAUUGAGUUUACAAAAUAAUAGCAUCUAUGGGGAUAUUCCUUCGUCAUUGAAAAGGUGCUCAAAAUUAGGGCUCAUUGAUAUAGGUGAUAAUAAUUUUUCGAGGACCAUACCACUCUGGAUUACAAAAUUGACACAACUUAUAGUUCUCCGUCUAAGAUCCAGUGGAUUCAAGGGAAAUAUACCUCAAAAUAUAUGCCAACUUUCUUUUCUUAGAAUAUUGGAUCUUGCAAAUAAUAGCCUAUCAGGGCCCAUACCAAGUUGCUUUAAAAAUAUCAGUGCCAUGGUUAUGCCUGACCCUGAAAAUCAAGAUGUUUAUUUUGACAGUUUAGAGUACGAAUAUGACUAUGGCUCUUACCUUGAGAAUCUUAUGCUGGUUCCAAAAGGACAUGAACUACAAUAUGAAGAAAACCUUAAAUUCGUGAGGAGCAUAGACCUUUCAAGUAACAAAUUGUCUGGAUCAAUUCCUGUGGAAAUUUCAGUUCUUUUUGAAUUAGUGUUUUUGAACUUGUCUCGAAAUCAUUUGAUGGGCAACAUACCAGAAAACAUUGGGAUAAUGAAGAAGUUAGAGUCAAUUGAUUUCUCACAAAAUCAUCUAUCAGGUGAAAUUCCACCAAGUAUGUCUAAUUUGUCAUUUCUUAAUUACUUGGAUUUGUCAUACAACGAUUUCUCAGGUAGAAUUCCUUCAAGUACCCAACUUCAGUCUUUUGAUGCUGUCAGAUAUUUUGGCAAUCCUCAAUUGUGUGGUGCUCCUCUUCCAAAAAGAUGCAUACCACCAAUUGGAGAAUCUCAUAAUAGAACAUCAAUUGGAAAAACAAAAGAAGACUCUGAAAGUUCUAGCUUCUAUAUGGGUAUGGGUGUUGGAUUCGCAGUUGGCUUUUGGGGAGUUUGUGGAGGUCUCUUCUUGAAUAGGACAUGGAGGCAUGCUUAUUUCAAAUUUGUUAAUGACAAAAAGGAUUGGUUUUAUGUGACUACAAUACUAAAGGUGAAAUGGUUACUGGAAAAGCUAAGAAGUGGCCACCUUAGUAAGUGAAGAACAUCAUUAUCUAGCUAAAAGGUGCAAACAUCACCUAUUGGGAUGUUUUUUUGGAUUAUUUGUGAAGAUGUUAUGUGUGUAUUAUGUUAUGUAGAUUCCCAUUAUACAGGGGAUCUUGAUUGUAGAAGGUCCAUGAGAGACUAUGUGUUUGUGUUUACUGGUGGCCCAAAAUGCUGGAAAUCAAUUCUACAAGAUACAAUUGCUCUAUCCACUACAAAGGCGGAAUAUAUGGCAGCAACAGAGGAACCAGUUUGGCAAACCGCAAACAUUUGUAUCUCCUUACUUUUAUAGUGAAACUUUCUUUGUUGUUGCCCAUGGAUGUAGGCAGUUUGCUGAACCACAUAAAUGCUGGGGUUCUUUGUGUAUGUGUAUGCCCAUUAUUUAUUGUUGUUAAUUUGAAUAUUGGGGUGCUAUUUCCACAACAAUUUGUGUAGAUC
Quercus lobata is the source of this 3237-nucleotide messenger RNA. Its product is annotated as receptor-like protein EIX2. Gene Ontology annotation, molecular function: protein binding. The transcript is spliced from 2 exons. NCBI's taxonomy places the organism in Eukaryota, Viridiplantae, Streptophyta, Magnoliopsida, Fagales, Fagaceae. The record is from RefSeq and is a predicted model, not a curated record. Bases 53 to 2797 code for a protein of 914 amino acids.